CCUCAUUCCUUUUCCGUACUUCCCAUUCAUCACCCAUCACCCUUCACUCGUCCCCGCAAACGAAACCGCCUCAGGAGCAGCAGUUACCAGGACAACCACCAUCAAUGUACCCAGGCCAGUACUCGCAGCAGCAGGGUUACGGAGGAUAUGCCCCUCCUCAAGGAUACCCUUACGGCGGCAACCCCUAUCCUCCUCCAGACCAACAGUACUACGCACCUCCUCCGGGACAGCCGUAUUACCCGCCCCCUGCCUCAUCGCCUUACGGAUACGCCCCACCAGCCGACGGCCCACAGUAUGGCUAUGCUCCUCAGCAGCAGCAGCAGUAUGCUCCACCAGCGCACUCGAUCCCUCAGCAAACGUUUACACCAGCAGAUGUUCCGCCUCCGCCAGAAGGAUGGGCUGUUCGGGAGAGUCCGAAGAGGGACCGGCCAGCAGACUUUAAGCUGUCGAAUUGCCAGGGUCGCAAAAGGGCACUCUUUAUCGGUAUCAAUUACUUUGGUCAAAGCAGCGAGCUCAGGGGAUGCAUUAACGACGUGAAGAACAUCAAGAGCUUUGUCAUCGAGCGCUUUGGGUUCAAGGAAGAUGACACGAUCACCCUGACAGAUGACCAGGAAGAUCCGACCCGCAUCCCGACACAUGCCAAUAUCUUGGCGGCCAUGAAGUGGCUCGUUCAUGAUGCUCGUCCCGACGAUUCGUUCUUCUUCCACUACAGUGGACAUGGUGGCCAGGUCGCUGAUGAGGAUGGCGACGAAGAUGACGGAUAUGAUGAGACUAUUUAUCCAGUCGAUCACGAGAAAGCCGGUGUCAUUAUCGACGAUACCAUGCACGAGAUUAUGGUCAAUCCCUUGCCUGCAGGAUGCCGAUUGACCGCCAUCAUGGACUGCUGCCACUCGGGAUCAGCACUCGAUCUUCCAUAUAUCUACAGCACCACAGGAGAUAUUAAGGAGCCAAAUAUAUUGGCAGAUGUCGGCACAGGCGUCCUGGCUGCAGGAAUGGCCUACAUGAAUGGUGAUAUGGGAGGAUUGUUCCGUGGUCUCGGAGGAUUGGGCAAGAAGUUGAUGGCACACAAGAACAGGGACAAGGACUUGGAAAAGAAAUCCAGUCAAGCAGAUUGUAUCAUGCUCAGCGGAUGUAAGGAUACACAGACCUCGGCAGACACACAUGAGCAGGGCUUUGGCAUGACAGGAGCCAUGACAUUUUCUUUCAUCUCGGCACUAACGGCCAACCCACAUCAGAGCUACCUGGAGCUGCUGAACAGCAUCCGUGAUAUCCUGCGCUCUAAGUAUGAGCAGAAACCCCAGUUGAGCUCCAGUCAUCCAGUAGAUUUGAGCCUCAUCUUCACCAUGUAACAGGAUCCACCGCCUGCAGCGAGCAACCGAAUAUGAUAACUUCAGACAAAGACAUGCCAUUUUGCAUGUAUGCUGUAAUGCACCAAAUAAACAUUCCAUUUAUACCACG
Gamsiella multidivaricata is the source of this 1458-nucleotide messenger RNA. RefSeq names its product caspase domain-containing protein. The record is from RefSeq and is a predicted model, not a curated record. Gene Ontology annotation, molecular function: cysteine-type endopeptidase activity. The coding region runs from base 105 to 1349 and encodes 414 amino acids. The transcript has 5 exons. Lineage: Eukaryota; Fungi; Mortierellomycota; Mortierellomycetes; Mortierellales; Mortierellaceae. Gene Ontology annotation, biological process: proteolysis.